ACCAAAUUCAAAAGAAAGCCUAGAGAGACUACUCCAAAUCAGCAGAUAAAAAUUUAUUCUUUUCACGCUUUGUGGCUUCUUAGAACAGAUAUAAUUAUAUACACCCUUCAGAUACUCAACGCAUUUUCUACCCAACUCACGCCGUGACAUGGAUAUGAAUUUUGAUUUGAUUCUUCCUUUGACUCCAAAACUAUGUUUAAUAAACCUCAUAAGCUAUCAUAUCCCGUCUUGAGAGUUCGCGGGAGUCUUCGAUUUAUUAAAACCCAUUCAGAAUCGCCUUAACAUGCGAAUAGCUAAAAACUCAUUUCACCACAAAGAGGGACCUCGGCCUCACGCGACUACCUCUGCUAUGUAUUCGUCCAUCGCCGUCUACUUGUGUGCAAAAUUUAAGUCAAGUUUUCUUGUCUGCUUUAUUUUUAUUCUGAUCAAAUCACUCACAUACGGAGAGAAUGUUCAAGAAUAUUUCCGGGUAAGGCUUGAUGAAGUUUUGGAUUUCCCAUCUUACAAGAUCUCCAAUCGUAGAGGUCAGGAUAUCUGCGGAUUCGAGUGCUCAAGAGAGAAAGAAUGCAGAUCCUUUAACGUUGGGGAAAAUAAAUCUACUGGCUUUUACGACUGCUUUAUGCUUAGGAUCAGUGAAAACUCCCCCCAAGCGGUGUUUACAGCAAAGCAGGGUUUUAAUCAUUAUUCUAAAUUGUCACCGUGUGUAUUCAGCCCUUGUAGUAAUGGCGCAACAUGCGUACUGGCCACUAAUCAUGAUUCGUAUAGCUGCACUUGCUAUGAGGGGUACACAAGUCGGCACUGCGAAACAGGUCUGGAAGACUUUGAUAUAUAUUUCCCUUCCACUUACGGUAACACGAAAGAUUUCGUCAUUAUAUCAUACAACAGUUCAGUAAUGACGUCAUUGACCCUGAGCUUUUGGCUGAGGACUGGGGCGGGGGAGGAAAGCUGCCUUGUUAGCUACGCAACGGAUACCCAAGACGACGAAUUCACCCUCUGUACUGCCAAAAAUUUGCGUCUUUAUGUUAAUGGCGUGUAUAUGUCAUCUGGAGUCUCGGUGAAUGACAACCACUGGCACUACAUCGUUGUCACGUGGUCUAACGACGCCCCCUGGUCACUUUUCAAGGAUGGUGUUAACGUAUUUACCUCUAGCACGGUUCUUCAGCCAGGUCACGUGAUACCUGGAUCGGGGACGGUGGUACUGGGGCAGGACCAGGAUGCAAUUGGGGGUGGGUUUGAUGUUGCUGAAGCUCUUGCAGCGUCGUUCGUGUCCCAGGUUAACCUUUGGAACUCAGUGUUAAAUGAGGCAAAUAUCACGGAGCUGGCCCAAGCAUGCCGGAAGCACGAGGGUAACACGUGGCGUUGGAGUGAUUUCCGGUCUGGCGUGAAUGGGGACGUCGUGACUAUUAGUCCGUCACGAUGUGGAGAAACAUAAAGCGUGUGGAACACCCCUCUGUAACAGACCAAGCCAAACCUAGAUACUCGUCGGGAUUUUUGGGAACUUACCAGGUUUGAAUUUUUUACCGGGUCAGCUAAUUUUUUAUUUAGAAAUUUCAAUUCGCACCGGGGAGACUUAACACGGGCACCUCCCCCCCCCCCCCCCCCCCCCUUGGCAGCCAAAACGUAAUCUUCAAAUACCAUGCCUUUUCCAUAUUAUUCAUAUGUCUGCACACACCCCCUCAGCCAAUCUUGGGUACGCUCCCGAAAAGCUCGUCGGGUGGGCCGAAAAUUUCCUUCGGAUCGGGUUUCGCCGGGUCUUUCUUUUACAAAGGGAGGUUGUAGAAUUGUCUAGAGACAUGAGGCCAAGGGGAAGCAGAGUGUGUACGCAUUUACCAUGGAAACCAUGUUUGCUGUUAAUAUAGGGGCUCGAUUUAUUUGGCAAAUGCGUCACAUUCUAGAGUAAGUUGGACGUAUCGGACAAGCGAUAGCGAACUAUUUAUCAAGAUUUGUCGACAGUGCAUGCUUUAACAGUGUCACGCAGUUUCUUCACGAACUACACUUUAAGGGGCAGUGCCAUGGUAAGAGCUUUGCAAAAGCUCUCCGGCCCAGACACAAUGAAUUUCAGUCAAAUUCCAAUAUUGACUUAUGAGCCUUUGGUAUGUGUUGGAGACUUAAAUUCAAAGAAAAUGACCACAAACUGUCAAUAAACACAGUUUUCAAUAAAAUAUUGUAUAUUAACAAGGUAAUGAUAGCUUAAAGUUCAUUUUUUUGUAGACAAUUAAAAGCCUACAACAAACACUGACUCCAGACAUGCGCAGUACCAUUACGCUGCCCCUUUAAAACGGAAACACGAAAAUUACUUUACUUUGAUUAAAAUGCAGCUCCAGGGAAAGUGAAGACCGUUUUGGGCAAAAUGUACAUUAUCUGAGGCUUACUUUCCCGAAAAAAAUUUCGAAUUCCUCCAAUCCCGAAUAUUUUGCAGCUUUUCAAACACAUGCGAUAUACACGCGACCGUAAAACACGUCCGUCGCUGACCGGCAAAAUGUAUUGCGGGCCCAUGGCGCGAAAAUCCUGUUGCAUUAUUUAUGCGCUUUUAUUGUCGCAAUCAGCAAUCUCACAGCCGUCUAGGAAUCGCGAGUUAAAACGUUACAAUGAGCUCUACGGAGUAUUCAGAAUUAUCGGAAAAUGAGUUGACCGACGAAGAGAACGAACCGGAAUGUAUAGAGUCUUUACAAGAAACGGCAACAUCUAUAAGUGAAGCGGCAAACGAGUUUCUUCCGUAUCAAGACGAGCCGAUCGCCGACGUUCCUGCCAGCAGAGGUCUCUUUUCUCUGUAUUUCGCUGCGAACGCCAGCCCAGCGAAAUACAGAAAAAAGCGGCCUCUGCUAGCAGGGAAUCGCCGACGAAGAGUGGUUGGCGAAUAACAACGCUUUUGUGGAUAUUCCCAAAAACACAAGAAAAACAAGAUAAUUAACAUUGGAGAUGCAGCAAUAAUAAACGUAGAGCUGAAUAAGAUAAUAGGCAACACACAACUGCUAAUGGCUGGCUGCCGCUUAGAUCGAUAGACCGUCUGCUUCUCGCAACUCCUAAACUGUUCCUCACAGGCUUUUUGGUGGCUGGCUUGUGUGGAGUAGCUCCGGUUUCUUUAGCGUUCGUUUAUUUUUUUUCUCCUUCCAUAGUACAUUCUUGAAUCAACAACACGACGUAAACAUGGGCCAUGCUUUCCGCAGAUACAACAACAUAGCCGUUAUGACCGUUUUUCAACGAUCUCUAGUCUGUCGAAACUUGGGCCCAUUAGCAUUUUCUCGACUAUUUGAGUAUUGCAUGACAUUCAAGGUAAAUAUUCUCUAGUCAAAACCUUAAUGGACCCAAUCAUUUGCGAGCUGGAUUCAUUUUUGUGCAAGGUCAAUCUGCUAUGAACUUCGACGAUGGCGUCGUGUUGUGUCACGCCUUACAAAUCAACGGCUAAAAUCUAUAUUAAAAUGUCCCGGCUGCAACUUUUGCUUAAUAAGAGAUAUAGUCCCAAUGCUAUAGAAUACGUUUUUAUAAUAAUACUUACAUUUCAAGCUGUUUGAAGCGGUGAAAAAGCAAUAAAGUCAAUGAUUCUCUGCGAAGUAGGGCACUCGAUUGUAGAAGUGUGACAACAACUGAAAUCCCCCGACAGGCUCCAAAUAUGGCAAUAUUUGGAGCCUGUCGGGGGAUUUCAGUUGUUGAAAUCGCGCCUUCUCGAACUCUGACCGAGAGGGGACUGAGUUGGUUGGUGUUUCAAGAUGGCGGCCAAACCAAGCCAAAUCGCGUGCGUUUGAAAUAAUGCAAAAUAUUCGAUUGGAGGAAUUUGAUAUUUAUUUUAGGGGAAGUAAGCCUAAUGUACAUUUUGCCCAAAACGGUCUUCCCUUUCCCUGGAGCUGCACUUUAAGAACAUUUUCUUAGAGACCAUUUCGCUCGCAUAUACCUACCAUAUUGGUACGACAGAAUUUCGCUCAUAAGUAAUUGCUCCUUUUUUCGAUAACGUAGAUCCAUCAAUGUUUUUUUUUGAAAACCGUCGUUCCCAUGCUCGCUCAGUCAACACCUUAUAAGGAGAUAGAAGCGACCACUUAUUGUCAAGUGUUAAAGACUGCAUGUUCGUAGGUAGCGUAUUGCUUGAGUGAGUUACAGAACUCUCACGCAGGUCUGCAAGAGCCGUUAAAUC
Messenger RNA from Nematostella vectensis (starlet sea anemone), 4126 nucleotides. RefSeq names its product sushi, von Willebrand factor type A, EGF and pentraxin domain-containing protein 1. The transcript has 5 exons. The record is from RefSeq and is a predicted model, not a curated record. NCBI's taxonomy places the organism in Eukaryota, Metazoa, Cnidaria, Anthozoa, Actiniaria, Edwardsiidae. Bases 284 to 1432 code for a protein of 382 amino acids.